Messenger RNA from Camelus dromedarius (Arabian camel), 1081 nucleotides. RefSeq names its product transmembrane protein 233 (gene TMEM233). The transcript has 3 exons. Lineage: Eukaryota; Metazoa; Chordata; Mammalia; Artiodactyla; Camelidae. Bases 70 to 414 code for a protein of 114 amino acids. The record is from RefSeq and is a predicted model, not a curated record. Gene Ontology annotation, cellular component: membrane.
CCUGAGGCCAGAGUCCCAGACCUCGCCGACUGGGCAGUCCUCCGCCUCCCUGCACCGGCCGCCUCGCCCAUGUCUCAGUACGCUCCCAGCUCGGACUUCAAGAGGGCUUUGGACAGCAGUCCUGAGACCAACACUGAGGAUGAGAAGACCGAGGAGGAUGCGCCCAUGCCCAGGAACUACCUGUGGCUCUCCAUCGUCUCGUGUUUUUGCCCCGCGUACCCCAUCAACAUCGUGGCUUUAGUCUUCUCCAUCAUGUCUCUGAACAGCUACAACGACGGAGACAUCGAAGGAGCCAGGCGUCUCGGGAGGAAUGCCAAGUGGGUGGCCGUCGCCUCCAUCAUCAUUGGCCUUCUCAUCAUCGCUAUUUCUUGUGCAGUACACUUCACACGGAACUUGGGUUCCUGGAGGAAUUGAACAGCAGUGUGGAAUUACUAAGGCAGAAGCCCCUAAACUUGGGGCUGCGGAAGAGUUACCUGGAGGGGGUUUAAAAGAAAUUGACCUCGGAGCCCUGCCUGGAAGGAUUCCAACCCACUACAUCAGAAGUGAGGCCCAAGAGUCUGCAUGUUCAAGCUCCGCAGCCUGAGGCUCCGGUGAUCAGAAGACCACUGCGCCAAACUUCCUCCCUCCCAAAUCUAAAAGGAAGGAGUCGCUAACAGUAGCCGGCUGUUAACAGAGUGGUCAGUUUUCAUUGACAUCAGCAAACUCGUCAUUCUGAUUGUUACAUCUAACUCAAGGCCAAGGAGGGGAGUCAAGUUACCGCCUCCAAGAUGCACCCACAGGAAGGCUCUUUUGUAACAAUCUAAGAGGCAGGAAGAACUUCCUUGGAGGAGCUGGGGAAAUCUGACUUUGGAGAAGACCUAGGCCAGAGAUAAGACCAAAAGCUUUGAAUAUGUGAGUUUUCUGGGUUUCAUCCAAAAAAACUGCCUGAAGUAAACUAUCACCUUUUGAAAAUUCUGAAGUCCUGCCUUUAAAAAGAAAUUCUUUAUCCCUAUUAAGAAAAAUGUAGUUAAUCUCUUCUCCCUCAGAUGACUGAAAUCUCAGAUAGUUCACUUUCUUGAAAUAGACUGAGGCGAUGAGAGUC